AUGAGCUUGAAGGAGAAGUUUGACCUGCUGAGGGCCAGCAUUGUGGAGUGCGACCAGGCUCUUCGGAGGCUAGAGCAGAAGUCGAAGAUUCUUACACAGCACGUGGAGACGUCUGUUCUGAUGGCCAGGGCCAGGGAAAACAAGGAUGCAUGA
This is a messenger RNA of Encephalitozoon cuniculi GB-M1, 153 nucleotides long. RefSeq lists its product as uncharacterized. NCBI's taxonomy places the organism in Eukaryota, Fungi, Microsporidia, Unikaryonidae. The record is from RefSeq and is marked provisional. The transcript has a single exon. The coding region runs from base 1 to 153 and encodes 50 amino acids.